Arabis nemorensis is the source of this 870-nucleotide messenger RNA. The record is from the annotation of a GenBank genome assembly. Lineage: Eukaryota; Viridiplantae; Streptophyta; Magnoliopsida; Brassicales; Brassicaceae.
AUGUUUUUGUUUUGUCUUUUGGUGAUCAGAGCAACAGCUAAACCAAACAGUACCUACCAAGCCAGGCUUAGACCAGCAAGUAAUUGCUGGCUAGCCAGAGAGAUUUUGCUUGGUGGUCUUGAAACACCAAUCCCUAUGAGCCCUCAAAGAGUAUCAAAGACAAGCAAAUCCCUUGAGGGUAUCCAUGGGGUUCAUGUUGUGUCUCAUUCGCCUUUCGCCUUUGAGAGUAUAAGCCAAGUAUCCAGCUUUGAAUCCUCUGAUGCAGGAACAAAACAGAGACUAUUCAUUGAACGCGUAUGGCAGCAACGACCACCAUGCCUCAGACCCAUUCAUUGCAGCAUCCACGGUGAUCGGAGUAUCUUAGAAACAGCUGCUAAUGUGAUCACAUCGCUCCCUUUCGUUGCCCUCGGUAUGCAGGCACCGAGGAAGAACUUGAACAUGAAGGUGUAUGCAAACUCCUUAAUCGGAGUCGGAGUCGCAUCGAGUUUGUAUCACUCUUCAAGAGGGAAGUUGAGGAAGUACCUUAGAUGGGCUGAUUACACAAUGAUAGCCAUAGCGACAGUAUGUCUUUCUAGGGCUCUUAGGGAAGAGAACCCAAAGUUCUUGAUGGCUGCAUCAGCUUUGGCUUUACCAUUCCAGCCUCUCGUGGUUUCAGCUGUUCACACCGGAAUGAUGGAGGUUGCAUUUGCGAAAAGAGCCUUAAAGGAUCCAGAUUUAAAAUCGGCUCAUAAUUUACACAAGAUGUCUUCGUUAUUGGGCGGAGCUUUGUUCAUAGCUGAUGAUCUUUUCCCUGAAACACCAUUCAUUCACGCCGGUUGGCAUCUCGCUGCAGCCAUUGGCGUUGGAACGUGCAAUAAGCUUCUUCAGUAG